Messenger RNA from Cooperia oncophora, 708 nucleotides. The record is from the annotation of a GenBank genome assembly. NCBI's taxonomy places the organism in Eukaryota, Metazoa, Nematoda, Chromadorea, Rhabditida, Trichostrongylidae.
AUGAUGAACGGUCGCGCUGUGCGGUCCGUACUCAUACGAGGUAAUCGAGGAGAAAACGGAUCCGUUGAACAUGUACCUCGAUCUGUACAAUUCGACGAAAGUUCGGAGGAAUACCGCUGUCUGUGUAACUGUUUUCACGUGAAAAUCGGUGCCUAUCUUAUUGGAGCUGUUCACAUAUUCAUGAUCCUGUUUUUCCUGAUUCAUUCGCUUCUCGUCUAUUUCCAGCAUGACGGCAGAUUGCAAGAUGCUCGAGGAGUCAAAGAAAAUUACGUUUUUGCAUCGUUUCUAUCCGAAAUGAUUGGCCUGGGACUCGGUUCAUUCGUCGUUUUCCUUCUCUUCAUUGGUCUUUCACGAAAUCAGGCAUUGCUGCUUGUUCCGCAUAUUGUUAUGCAGGUGAUUGCCAUAAUAUGCUUCGCGUUGGUGUUGGUCAGUGGAAUUAUAGCAAUAACGACCGACUCGGCCGUUUUCUACAGGCUCAUUAAUGCAGCCCCUUUUAUGGAACAUCCUGUUCACAACACUGUCGCUUUGGAUGCAGGAACUAUGGUACGUAUCUACUCGAUUCUCAUAGUCUAUGCUCUUUCCUUAUUCCUCGAAGUGUGGUUCGUCAUAGUGAUCUACAACUGCAAUCGAUAUCUGGAUGAACGAAGUACCUACAUGAAAUACUGCCUUGCUUUCAGUACUCCAAUGAAAACUUUGUCAACUAGGUGA